AUGCUUUCACGCAAGACUACCUUUCAUGACUUCCUUACUCGGUUGUUCCAAGUCCGUCUUGCCGAUCAUAUUAACGAGAUUAGCCGAGGCCGUCUAAGGAGUGAGCCAGCUGUCAUUGCAAAAAUCCUUCAGCGCACGGGGAUGUCGAAGCGCCAGUACCUAUACCAUCGAGAUAGAGGGGCGAAGUGGCGGGAAUACUGUAAGGUGUUUCCAGGUAUCCUUGGCUUCAUCCCCUUCGAAACUCAAAGAUUUGGCUUUUCUUCAUCGUCUUGGCUCAACCUCGACGAAGGAGAGUUUACCUCCUUACGUUCUCAUCUGAAAAACGAGUAUACGUCCGCCCUCUGCGUCGCGGGGAGAGCAUUUGAACACUCCCUGGAUCCCACGGCAGACGAUGUGGACUUUACCUUCGAAAAUCUGAGUAUAUCACUGGACAAAAUCUCGGACGGAGAGUUGAUCUCUACUUUGAGACUCUUCCCAGCAAAGGACGAAUACAUAUAUAAUCCCGAUGCGUACCCAGAUUGGCCCAGACCAGAAGAAUGGCCCAAUGAUUCACCGUGGCCGGUUGACAUCCCUGCCUGCUUCUGGUGGGGUUCAGUGUAAGUUGUGUCAUCAGAGCAAUUGCCCUUGUUCCUGUGCCAUAAGAGAAAUUGCCAUUGCGCCGCUAUUCGUCACGACAUACAGCCUCGCAUCCGGAAUUAUGAAGACAAGUACGAGGCCAAAAACCGAGGUCUACAAGCCGUCGCGAAGGAAGCGGGCCAAAUCGCCUAUUCGAAGGGCACUAUUAUCGCCUUCCUUACGGGGGUAUUGGCGCCUCCCGACACGUACGACAACGGUCAAUGUAUACAGGUAGACCGGGGCGAUAUCCUCGGCGAGCCCACAGUCGCCCAGAUUAAUUGUGCUGAGUCCGGCAAUAUCUCUCGACUGUCCAAUCAUAGUUGUGAGCCAUCGGCCCGCUUUAAGGGCAUGAGGGUAUCAGGGAAGUUUAGGAUCGCAAUCGUUGCUGAAGAAAACAUUUAUGAUGAGGAAGAAAUCACUGUCCACUACGGCCAACAGUAUUGGAGAAGGGAAAAGUGUCGAUGUCCUGUAUGCCGGUUAGGCCGGUGACUCUAGAUAGCAUAUAGAGAGAUG
Messenger RNA from Exophiala oligosperma, 1128 nucleotides. RefSeq lists its product as uncharacterized. Bases 1 to 600 code for a protein of 199 amino acids. Lineage: Eukaryota; Fungi; Ascomycota; Eurotiomycetes; Chaetothyriales; Herpotrichiellaceae. The record is from RefSeq and is a predicted model, not a curated record. The transcript has a single exon.